Messenger RNA from Geosmithia morbida, 327 nucleotides. RefSeq names its product FK506-binding protein 1. The coding region runs from base 1 to 327 and encodes 108 amino acids. The transcript is spliced from 5 exons. Gene Ontology annotation, molecular function: peptidyl-prolyl cis-trans isomerase activity. Lineage: Eukaryota; Fungi; Ascomycota; Sordariomycetes; Hypocreales; Bionectriaceae. The record is from RefSeq and is a predicted model, not a curated record.
AUGGGUGUUAGCAAGACCAUCAUCAGCGAGGGCAGCGGAGGCUCCCCCAGCCCCGGCGACACCAUCACCAUGCAGUACACCGGCUGGGUCAAGGACACCAGCAAGCCCGGAAACAAGGGGAAGCAGUUCGACUCGUCCAGGGGCCGCGGCCCCUUCGUCGUCCCCAUCGGUAUCGGCCACCUUAUCAAGGGUUGGGACGAGGGUGUCCCUACCAUGAAGCAGGGCGAGAAGGCCCUCCUCGACAUCACUCCUGGCGUGCCCCAGGCUGGCAUCCCCCCCAACGCCGACCUCCUCUUUGAGGUCGAGCUCGUCAGCUUCAGGAAGUAA